ACGUUGUUUGUAAUGAGCUUAUAAGUUGACAAACCCGGAGCAACGGCCGUGCAUCGACGGAACAGGCGAGCAAGGAUAGGGCAGUUCCAGACCGAGCCGUCACCGACCCGCGACCGGUGCCCCGACUCUCGCGGUUCGGUCGCGAAUCCAGUUGCAGUGGAGAUUGUUAGCAGCGUGAGCUAUACGUAAUUGCGUCGGCUGGCGUUGGGUCGCGGAAGCUCUGCAGGGAGUCGAAUCCCGUUGUCGCGUUCGACGGACCGACCGCGCGCACAGUUGCAAAACGUCGCUGCGGCCGCACACGUAAAAACAGCUGUGCAGCCAUGAGUGGAUACUUGGGCAACUUGAGCGCUCGUCAACAAGCCGCGCUGGACCAGUUCCGACAUGCCGUGGCAGACGUGAAGCGGCCUUCGCACACGGAUGCAUUCCUGCUGCGCUGGCUACGCGCGCGGGACUUCGACGUGGCGAAGGCCGAGCGCAUGUACCGUCACGACCUCGAGUGGCGGAAGGAAAACGGCGUCGACGACAUGCUGCAAUGCUACGAGACACCGGAAAUUGUGAAGGAUAACUUUCCCGGAGCGAUCUUGCACCCGUGCAGGGAUGGCCGGCCCAUGUGGUUGAUACCAGUCGGGAUGGACAUAAAAGCAUUCGUAGCCGCACUGACGCCGACCAAGGUGCAGCGGCACUGCAUCUACUUGCUGGAGUACAUGGAAUCGCUGAAGCGCUCGUCCGAAAGGGAGGCGGGCCAAGAAUUGGAAAAUCAGUACCUCGUCAUUGACUUGGACAAGUUUAGCAUCCGUCAAGUUUACAGCUGGCAGGCGAUCAAAUCGAUCACGGACAUGCUGAAAAUGAUGGAGGACCAUUUUCCAGAGUGCCUCGAGAAGUGCAUCUGCAUUAACGCUCCCAACUUCUUCCCCCUUCUGUGGAGACUGGUCCGGCCCAUGAUGACCCAUCGGACGGCCGACAAAGUGAAAGUCUACGGCAAGGACGACUGGAAAGACGUUCUCCUCGACAUCAUGGACGCUGAGAAACUUCCGGCUCAUUGGGGUGGAAACUUGGUGGGGCCCGGCAACGACCCAAGAUGUAGGCACAAGGUGAACCACGGGGGUCGCUUCGAGGAGAGAGCGGCGCCCUCUGUGUUCAAGGAUGACGCCGUGCAGCUGCGAAGCAUCGGUCGUCGCGAGCGGUGGCAACUGCCCGUGACCGCGACCGAGGUGGGCGUGCGAAUCAGCUGGCGCUUUCAGACGUCCUCCGGUGACCUGGGCUUCGGGGUGCGGACCGAGGCUGGCGAGACCCUGGUCCCCACGCGACGCGUCGAGUCCUGUAGCGUGGAGCCUCAGGAGGGGUGCUGGCAGUGCGACACGCCGGGCACAUAUAUCCUCGAGUUUGACAACAGCUACAGCUGGCUAAAUGGCAAGACGUUGGCCUACGUCGUGAAAACGCACGACGUCAACGAGGACUCUUGACCCUCGACCUCCAGGGCGCGUUUCUGGUCGAGGUCAAUUGACGACUUCAAGAAUCCCGGGCAUUGCAUCUUACGGCGCUAACCACUGGCAGGCAGGGGCACAACAUGGCGUAAGGUGUGCUAGCAGAUUAAAAAAAAAAAAGUCUGACCAAUGGCACCCAAUGUUGGUUCUCAUUGGCCACAUGUUGGACAAUGUUGGCUCAACGUUGCCCCUAGUUUGAGUGCUACAUAGUUGGGUGAAUGAUAGUUGAGGAAUAAACCUUCACCACUCCGCACGAAAUAGCGCGAUUCUUUUGAGUUCAUACUUAUGUGUUCACCGGUGAGAAACGUUACACGAGCCCUAAAUUCCGCGACAAAGCGCAUGCAUACUCCCCCCUGGUAGCUUUGGAAUGCAGCAUAUAUAUCGAUACGGCAAUUCGAGCUUGAUCACGCGAGAAACACAAAUGCACUGGUCGAGCGUGAUGCAUAUAGUGUGGGAACAUUCUGACCUUGCUGGGAACACGAAGUCCGUAAAUACUCGUGCUCGAGAAUUGUGUGAGUGUUUAUGUUUGUCAUGCAUGGUGACCUGAAGACUGUCGACCACUCUUAGUCCAUGCUGGCUUAGCAGCGCUGCCUGUAAGAGCGUGUUGGAACCAAACUCUAAACAACUUCUCUCGCGACCGACAGAUGGGAGCACAGCGGAAAAAUAAAAUGGCUGCUUGCGCUAUGUUGUAAACCGGUCGCAAGACACGUGGUAACCGAGAUCAUCUGCUCUGCGGCGGGCAGAAAAGCGCGAACUGCGUCUUUAUCUUUGUUUUCCUUCUUAAUUUGAAUAAAGCGUGUAACUAAUUUUUGUUUAAUCUUAAGGAAGUAAGGUACCAAGCUAACAAAGGAACGACAAACACAGCAACUUUUUUGCAGCCUUAGUCAUUUAAUGUGACAAACAGCCCACUUUACUAUGUUUUCACUCGUUCCACUUCCUUCGGUGAUUCUGAACCUUAUCCCCAACGGUUUCUUUAUGCUACCU
This is a messenger RNA of Dermacentor andersoni, 2468 nucleotides long. Its product is annotated as SEC14-like protein 2. Gene Ontology annotation, cellular component: cytoplasm. The record is from RefSeq and is a predicted model, not a curated record. Lineage: Eukaryota; Metazoa; Arthropoda; Arachnida; Ixodida; Ixodidae.